AUGCGGCAUAAUCGAUAUGAAGAUUGCCGCCAGAGGCAAGAUGAUAGGCACCUAGAAGCCCACUCUUAUGAACCAAGUUAUCCCACUCAAUCAUGCGGUUCCAAUUCUCACAACAAGAAGUCAUAUGACAGGCAACUAGUUCGCCCGAAUAAACACCCAUCUAGUUCUAGCUCAUUCAAAGUCCUAGAAUAUAACCUCAGUGUUGAGCCCACCCAGCUGGUAGCAAUCAUGAAAGGUAUGGGGCUAACUGUCAAGUGGCCAGUGAAGUUAGACUUAGACGUCAAGAGAGUCACCUCCGAGUGGUGUGAAUUCCACAAUAAUCAUGGACACAAUAUAGCUGAUGGCAUUGCCCUGAGACUGGAGGUCGUAGCAUUACUAAAGAGAGGGCACCUGAAAGAUCUGCUAACUGACAAGGGGAAACAAACCAUGAAUCAAAGAAACAACAAAGAGUGGUCUCCCACUCCCAAAGAUCCAAAACCCAAGGGCUUCUGCAGCAUCAUAUCUAGGGGUUUAGUAAUUAGUGAGGUUAGUUAUUCAUCAACAAAGAGACAUGCCCGAGCCAAUCAAUAUCAAAAAGUUAGUUCAACUCAUCCACCAAAAAAAACAUCAUCAAAACAAGUAAUCCAGUUUGAAGAUCAUGAUCUUGUCACCCUGACCUCCAUGCAUCAUGACGCCGUAGUGAUUAGCUUGCAGAUCGCCAAUAUCCUCAUCAGGAGAAUUUUUGUAGAUGGAGGAUCUUCAGCCAACAUACUCUUUCUUGAAGCAGUGAAGCCGAUGGGAUUAAACGAAGCUGACAUAAACAUGUGCCCAACCAUCCUAGUCAGAUUCAGUUCAGAGCAGAAGUAA
This is a messenger RNA of Pistacia vera, 846 nucleotides long. RefSeq lists its product as uncharacterized. The transcript has a single exon. The record is from RefSeq and is a predicted model, not a curated record. Bases 1 to 846 code for a protein of 281 amino acids. Lineage: Eukaryota; Viridiplantae; Streptophyta; Magnoliopsida; Sapindales; Anacardiaceae.